This is a messenger RNA of Gekko japonicus, 2987 nucleotides long. RefSeq names its product ligand of numb-protein X 1, E3 ubiquitin protein ligase (gene LNX1). Gene Ontology annotation, cellular component: cytoplasm. The coding region runs from base 1 to 2124 and encodes 707 amino acids. The transcript is spliced from 11 exons. Gene Ontology annotation, molecular function: ubiquitin-protein transferase activity; metal ion binding; protein binding. Lineage: Eukaryota; Metazoa; Chordata; Lepidosauria; Squamata; Gekkonidae. Gene Ontology annotation, biological process: ubiquitin-dependent protein catabolic process. The record is from RefSeq and is a predicted model, not a curated record.
AUGAGUCAAAAAGAUCCGUUGGAAGACAUAGACAUAAGGUCUGAGCCCUUGUGUCCAGUCUGUGGCCAGUCACACUUACCAGAAGAAAACCAUGCAUAUAGCUACACAGAAGACGUGGAUGAUGAUCUAAUUUGCCACAUCUGCCUGCAGCCUUUGCUUCAGCCACUGGACACGCCUUGUGGCCAUACCUACUGCACAAUUUGCCUUACAGACUUCUUAGUAGAAAAAGACUUCUGCCCUGUGGACCGCAACAUUCUUACCCUACAGACUUGUAGAAAAUCCAGCAUACUAGUAAAUAAACUCCUGGAUAAGCUAAUGGUUAGCUGCCCUUUCACAGAAUACUGCUCAGAGGUCAUUCAACGUUGUGAUCUUGAACAACAUUUUCAAAAUGGAUGUAAAGGAGCAUCCCACUACGGCCUUACCAAGGACCGAAAGCGACGUUCCCAGGAUGGAUCUCCUGACUCUAGCGCUGCUUUGACUGUUGCUGCUCUUGGCCCAGAGCUCUCUGCCGCCGCCACUAUAGCCUUAAUGACAGACGAGCCGGGCUUAAUCAACCCUGCCUUCAGCACCACCUCUGAGGACUGCCAGUCGGGACCCAGCUCUGCAGAUCUUCCCAGAAGCAGCCAAACUAGACCUCGUCAUUUCGAACGUUCCACAAUAAGAAGCCGGUCCUUUAAGAAAAUCAACAGAGCUUUCAGCGUUCUUCGGAGGACAAAAAGUGGGAGUGCUGUUGCCAACCAUGCUGAAGGGGAGCAGGAGAAUGUUGAAAAUAUGGUUGCCUCAGAGGAAGUGUUCCCAAGGCUAUAUCACCUCAUCCCAGAUGGCGAAAUUACCAGCAUUAAGAUCAGCCGCAGCGAACCCAACGAAAGUCUGGCCAUUAGGAUUGUUGGAGGCAGCGAAACGCCAUUGGUUCACAUCAUCAUACAGCACAUCUAUCGCGAUGGGGUCAUUGCCAGAGAUGGAAGAUUACUCCCAGGGGACAUGAUACUGAAGGUCAAUGGCAUGGACAUCAGGAACGUACCACACAGUUACGCCUUAUCAGUUCUGAGGCAGCCCUGCCAAGUCCUGCGGCUGACGGUGCUCAGGGAGCAGAGGUACAGGUGUCGGAACAGCGGGAUUCCCCUGGAGGUUCCCUGCAACAGGGACAACAGCGUCCACGUCGUUCUAAACAAAAGCACCCCCGAGGAGCAGCUGGGCAUCAAGCUGGUCCGCAAGGCAGACGAAACCGGGGUGUUUGUUUUCAACUUGCUGGAAGGAGGCGUCGCUGCCAGGGAUGGGCAACUUCAAGAGAAUGACAGGGUUUUAGCUAUCAAUGGCCACGAUCUUCGAUACGGAAGUCCAGAGAGUGCAGCCCAGCUGAUACAGGCUAGUGAGAAGCGUGUCCACUUCGCUGUCUCCCGGCAAACCAGGCAGCAGACGCCUCCUGAUAUCUUGCAGGAGGCUGGGUGGGAUUACAAUGGUAGCCAUCCACCCUGCCCGGCGCAGAGGAAUAACCCUAACAAGGCUGCCCUCCAUGCGGUCACCUGCCAUGAAAAGGUGGUGGUUGUCCGAAAAGAUAACGCAGAGUCACUGGGAAUGACUGUGGCAGGUGGUGCGUCCUCCCACAGGGAAUGGGAUUUGCCAAUUUAUGUCAUAAGUGUUGAACCAGGUGGAGUCAUCAGCAGAGAUGGCAGAAUCAAAACAGGUGACAUUCUGCUCAAUGUAAACGGAAUUGAUCUGACAGGUGUCAGCCGCGGAGAGGCUGUCGCCCUUUUGAAAAACACCUAUUUGAACAGCUCUGGCCCCAGUGAAUGGUCUCCUUCCUGGGUGAUGUGGCUUGAGCUGCCACGGUAUCUGUACAGCUGCAAAGAAAUUGUACUACGAAGAAAUACAGCAGGAAGCCUUGGCUUCAGUAUCGUAGGAGGUUAUGAAGAAAAUAGUGGAAACAAGCCAUUCUUUAUCAAAUCCAUUGUUGGAGGGACUCCAGCCUAUAAUGAUGGAAGAAUCAGGUGUGGUGACAUCCUCCUUGCAGUCAAUGGCAGAAAUAUUUCUGGAAUGGCGCAUGCUAGUUUGGCAAGGAUGCUAAAGGAGCUGAAGGGGAAAAUCACGCUCACCAUUGUGUCCUGGCCUGGCACUUUUUUAUAAAGAUUCAUUUCAGCUGGAGAGCAACAAAUUGUUUGACACAAAUAAAGCACUUAAUAGGGACAUCUGUUUGCUCCACUAUCUGGUCAAUUGUAUACUUGUAAAAGAAAAUUGUGAAAUGUAAAUGUGCAUACAACAAACAGAAUGGUCUUAAGUAGAAAUGUUUCAUGGUAUGCGUUAGGAAAAACAUGCACUUUUAAAAUAUGGAAGUCCACCGAGAUCAUAAAUCAGGGUACACAUUCUUGCUGCUCUCUGUCUCAUACGUUUGUAUUUUUAUAUCCAAUCAAAGCAGCAGUGGUAAUACGUUCCACCUACAGUUUUUAAAAGAAAAUAAAUUCAAAUACCUUGUUUGCAAAUGUUCCCAAGAGCUCUUAAACAACUGGUGAAAUACUUUUCUAACAAUUAAGGGGACAGCAUGUCCUCAAGACACAUAGCACUAUGAUGAUUACAUGAAGUCCCUUUUUGUGGUCAGUAUGAAGCAGAUCUUUUUUCAAAACACUUUGUUUCCUAGUGUGUAAUAACUGUGAAUGAAAAUUUCAUUUCUACUGUUAAGAUAACUGUAAUUGUUACUUGUAAAGCCAGGUUAUUUUCAUUAAAAAAGCACAAAAUACACUUUUCAGUGCUUCUGAUUCAUGGCACACGAGUGUUUUACUUCUGUGUUCUGCUUACUCUAUGUCGCAUUCUGGAUUACCAACUACCUGCCAAAGAGGAAGGAAGGAAUUCCAGGUUUGUUUAUGACAAAUUAACUGAGGGACAAAUGAAGGGAGAUUUGAGCAGCUAAAUAUAACAUCUUUCCAAGAGCAGGUGAGGCAUCACAAAUAGAUGCCACUGCAGCAUAGUAAGGAUAUGUGUUUUUUAAGUGGGUA